Messenger RNA from Hyposmocoma kahamanoa, 7075 nucleotides. RefSeq names its product forkhead box protein O (gene foxo). Gene Ontology annotation, biological process: regulation of transcription by RNA polymerase II. The transcript is spliced from 9 exons. Gene Ontology annotation, molecular function: DNA-binding transcription factor activity, RNA polymerase II-specific; RNA polymerase II cis-regulatory region sequence-specific DNA binding. The record is from RefSeq and is a predicted model, not a curated record. Gene Ontology annotation, cellular component: nucleus. Bases 1343 to 2908 code for a protein of 521 amino acids. NCBI's taxonomy places the organism in Eukaryota, Metazoa, Arthropoda, Insecta, Lepidoptera, Cosmopterigidae.
AUCCAUAACUCAAUUACAUUCAAUGUUUUUCUACAUCCGUCCCCGGUGCAUUCAUCCUUUAUAAAAUGUUUGUCUAACACAAAAGUACUGUGUAAACGUUGUUACCAAUGAAUUGUCUGACCGAUCAAGUGUAUUUAUCGCAUUUAAAAAAAGCGCAAGUUUAUAAAUAUGCUCAGACGGAGAGUAAUAUACAAGCUAAAGUACCUUACUCUUAAUUUCUAUUAAAUUGAUUGAAGAAGUCAUGCGAAACUUCAACACAUGAGUGAAGAUGCGGCUUCACGCCACGUGCCGCCGCGUUGUCCGCUGCAGCCCGUGGCCAAGGACGGCGGGCUCCUGGCAAUAUGUGUUACACGCUUCAACAAACUAUGGAAAGAAUUUGGAACUAUUAUAAAAUGAGUGAAGCAGUGGCGAGUGGCGAUGGCCAGCAAGUGUCGGCCGGCGUGCGGGCGAGAUAGCGGCGGCGGCGGGUAGCGGCGAGCGGGCCGCGGUCACACGACGCCACUUCUCUAUCAGCGCCCUCCUUGCCCUCCGCUCCUCCCGCGGCCAGCGCGGCGCCAACGGAAUUCGCGCGAGCGACGCGCCUCGCGCCCGCGACGGUUCAGUGUACGUGCGACCACUCGCGGCCGAGGACGACAGCCGCACUACGCGCCCCGCGCUCGUUUCACUCAGCUUAUUACGCAGUUGCGAUACCACCGACCGCGUGGACUAUUUCUAAACAAAUACAACUGUACUCCCCACCCUCCCAGGACCCCGGACAAGUUGUGCGCGGAGUUUUAACCCCCGCGAACACCCAGUGAUAACUCUUAUCAGUGUGGAAAAGUUGCGUUAAAGUGCGAGCCGAACUCGGAAGGACGGUGGAAUUUGCGCAGUGGCAGAAUCUUCGGGACGGUGUGACGAUAGUAACCGAUACGAAACUGAGUGUUUCGGGCCACGUUACAAGGUUAUCGCGCCUCUAGCCCGCCAGUGAUGAAUUGGAAAAUCGGCGCGUAGUCACUCACGUGGUCCGCGCCCCGCCCCCGCCUCGCUCCGCGCGUAUAUUUAGCGAAAGUCGCCUCUCGGGAACGGUCCGACGGCUGACGCUCGGUGCACGACGCUGUUUAUGAGCGUUACGGAGACGCCACAUGUUAUUGGCUUCAAAUAACAGAGCCGAUAAGGAAAAGACAGAUAACCUCUCCGGACCGCGCUCCGGGGCCGCUAGUGUUCUGGAAUCGGGAGGAAUUAUAAAAAUCUGAAGCGAAAUAGUUUUGAGAUGUUAAUUUUCGUAGUCGGCACGCGCCGGUGAGUGCCCUGUCCGACACACCCACCGAAAAUUUCCACUGCUGAGUAAUAUAAAGUCGAGGAGAUGUCGAUCCAAGGUGGCGGUGGGUACCAGAGCCCGUGGUCGUCGCAGACUGGGCUGACGGAGUUGGACGGCGCCAUGGGGGAACUAGAGCCUCUCGGCGAAUUAACGGAGGUGGGAUUCGAGCCGCAGACGCGCGCGCGCUCCAACACGUGGCCGUUGCCGCGGCCCGACAACUACGUGGAGCCGGCCGACGAGGCAGGCUCCAAGAAGAAUUCCAACCAGAAUCUGACCGGCGCCCCACCUCUCCCAACAUCAGGAGUAACAUCCAAAAAGAACUCGUCCCGCCGCAACGCAUGGGGCAAUCUGUCGUAUGCAGACCUCAUAACGCAAGCCAUCACUUCAGCUCAGGACAACCGACUCACGUUGUCGCAGAUCUACGAGUGGAUGGUCCAGAACGUGCCAUAUUUUAAGGAUAAGGGUGAUAGCAACUCUUCGGCUGGAUGGAAGAACUCGAUCCGGCAUAACCUGUCGCUGCAUAACCGGUUCAUGCGGGUGCAGAACGAGGGGACGGGCAAAUCGUCCUGGUGGAUGAUCAACCCGGAUGCGAAGCCGGGCAAAUCAGUGAGACGACGUGCUGCUUCCAUGGAGACUUCGAAAUUUGAAAAGCGGAGAGGGAGAGUUAAGAAGAAGGUGGAGUCUAUACGGAAUGGCGUGACAGCCGACGCAACUCCCAGCCCCAGUAGUUCUGUAUCUGAAAGUUUAGACAUAUUCCCCGAUUCUCCACUACACAGCGGUUUUCAGUUGUCGCCGGACUUCCGUCAGAGGGCAUCUUCGAAUGCGUCGUCUUGUGGACGGUUGUCCCCUAUCCCGUCUCUGAUCCCUUCGGAGCCAGACUGGGCGACGGAUUACACCCCGACUGGGGAUUUCACCUCGACCACUGAGUUCUCGGCCGUGGACUACGCGCAAGAAGAACAAUUGGCUGGAUCUUUAGCUGACUCUAUGAAGCUUCAGGGAGCCGAUCCAUUCCUUCCCACGUACGUUCCAACGACACUGUCGUCGUCAUCGGGUGGGAACUAUCGAUACAACCAAUACGGAACAUGUCCGCGGCAUCCACAUGGAGGCUGCGCGUGCGCUUCGAUGUACUCCCACCCCGCGCACCCCGCGCACCCGACGCCGCACCAACACGCGCUUGACCACUUUGUCAGACCCCCGCCACCUGCUGAUCCGGCUGAUAUUAUGCAAACAGAAAACAGCCAAACCCAAAUGGUCACGACAUCAGAUCAAGCACUGCUGAACGGUGGAAUGAUGGUGCAAUCGGGGGCCAUGGCCCCUAUGGGACCCACGACGGUAAUGGGCCAGAUAAUGGGAGCUUUGAAUACAGGCCUCGCGGAAGACUUGAACAUUGAGUCUUUGGAACACGGAUUUGAUUGUAAUGUUGACGAGGUGAUAAAGCACGAGCUCAGUAUGGACGGAACAUUGGACUUCAACUUCCCUCAGCAGCAUAACGCGAUGGCAGCCGAGGCCGAGAGUCAGUUUGCUGCGCCCGCGCCGCCUGUCCCCACCACCCUCUCGGGGGGAGGCGCACCCCGCACCUCGUACUCCAUUACCCCCUCCUGGGUCCACUGAAUAGGGUGUCCAAAAGUUCGGGCUUAGUUACCUACUUACAGAGGUUGUUCACGUUGCGUAGACAAUUUCCUACUUGUAAAUAUAAAACUACGUUUAGUGACGCGAACUUUUAAAAGGUUUUGUUUAUUAAUUUGGCAUUAUUAGUUGAGAUUUUUUUUGUUCUUUAUCAUGUUAACUAAUGUUAAAGUUCUAUUUAGUGUUAUGGUAAAUGGACGGUUACCGAUCGUUGUUGAAGUGUCAAUUGUGUUAGUAGUAGAGCCUUAGUGUUAAGCUAGGAGGAAGCUUGUGAUAUAGAUAGGAUGUUAUAAUCUAUGCUCUUUCGCUUGAAUGGGGGUGGGGGGGUGCGGGGAUCUUUCCUGUACGGCGUGCUCCAUGGUUAAUAAAGAUCACAUCUACCGCAAAAGCUGGCUGCCAAAUUCACGCAAAAGGUUGUGACAGCAUAGCAUUCUGGACGACUACGUUUCUACAUCGACAUUCAUAAAUAGUAAACAACAAGAAGACCAGUUGCAGAGACUGAAUUAAAGUAUUCCAAAACCGAUUGGCAUUAUAAAAAAAAAAACUACACAAAACGGUGCGACGAAAGGAAGUGAUAUUUUGGAUGUUAAAAAUUAUUUCUAGGUAUUUACUACCUAGUAAAGUUAACAAAUGUGCAAUUGAAAAAUAGUAAGAUGUGUAUUCGUAGAACUUUAAAACUUUUAUUAGACAUUAUGCAUCUUGUACAGCGUGCAAGAAAGUCCAAAUUCUUUAGUGUUUAUAGGCAUAAAGAUUACAUCACAUGCGAUAUUCAAGGUAUCGCAAAAUAACAAGUUUACGUACAAAAUUGCCUAUUUAACUUACAAUGCAACUGGUAUUAUUAAAUUAACAAAGAUAUCUUAUUUGGCUUGGCACAGUUAUUAACAAAAUAAAAUCGUAAAUUUCAUAUUUGACCGUUUCGAAAGUAGCGUACUUAUUGACACGAAAAAGCUCUUUUUCACGUAAUUGUAGUUAGAGCUUUUUUCUAACCGGCUGUAGCCGAAUUAGAGUUAAAAGGUGUGGCACCCUUUAAUGGUACGCAUCUUAAAGAAGGUAUGUGACCUUGUCAAAUACCUGGGCAGCACUGAAGAGGAGGCAAGCGUGGAAUUGUAGCGUACUUUUAAAAAACCAUCCAUAAUUCACGCUGAGCUCCUGUUCAAUGUUCCUUGGAAUGUGGUUUGAAAGCUCACUUUAAAGCGCACUUUAAUUUGACACGUCAAAUUAUCUCUUCUAACGGUAUUUUCCUUGUUUUUGGAUCCUUCCAGAUUACAGUGAGUUCGUUAGCCAUGUGGCAGCCGCGUCUUAUCUUAAAAUUUAUGCAACUCGCUUAAUAUAAACUAAAGGAAGAAUUUCUAUGAGAAAUAGAUACUAUAUCUGCGUCCCCUCUUAAACCUAGUAAUGUUAAGUUUAUUAUUACCUCUUAAAUGUUUUUUUUAUAUGUAGCUAUUUCAAUGGAAAUUGUUAAAGUAAUUUUGAAACCAACAGUACAAAAGCUGAAAGGUCCUUUGAAAUCUGUCCAAGCGUCACCAAGUUGUACUGCAGUUGACAUAAAAUCACGAUGUACUCUAUGGGCCACAUUUAUUUGUCUACAUGUUGGCAUAUGUAAAACAUACACACACCGAAACAUUUAGCAGAACACAAACAAUAAAUGUAAAAAAAUAUAUAAAAAAUUGAUCGUCUGCCAUUUUUUCAUUCGUCUGUUGUAAUUUCCUGCUAAAGCAGGUUUGUCGAGUGGUCCGAGGUUAAAAUUGCGUCUUGUCAAUUUCGUGAACUUUAAUAGAAAAAGUUAUUUUGUAUUAAAAUUUUUAUUUAAUCAAUGUUAAACUGUUGCCAUUUUUAAAUUUCCAGCCGUUUGUACUUUAUCACAAUAUCUAAAAAUAAGCAAUUUUGCUUAAUUUCGAUUUUAAGGGAGUCUUCAAUUUAGACGCUUAUAUAAGUGCUGCAAUAAUGGCGCUGCAGCAGCGUCGCUACUCAUUUUCAUACAAUAUUAAAAAGCGUAGUUGCACUGUCCGACGCGCGCGCGCUACGUUUGCAGUUACUAUUAGUGAAUUAAAAAUUACUGAAGCGCUACAGAUGCGCGGCAGCCGCGCCACUGCAGCGCUUCUACAAGCUUCUAAUUUGAAAGCGCCCUAAAUAUAAGCGUUACUAUUUUAUUCCGCUAAUUGUGCUGGUGUGUGUAAAUUAGGCCACAUGGUAUGAACUGUAGACUGUCUGUAUUUAUGGUCUAUUUUUUCCAGAAGUCGCAACAUACUCGUACAUACUUCAGACUGAUUGCAAUGUGGACGGUGUUCACAGACCAUUGCCAUUUUUUUUAAAUAACCUAUAUUUAGUUAAUAAUGCCAUAAACAAAUUCAUUGCUAUAUUUUUGUACAGAACGGUAUAUUGUUUGUAUGUGAAACGUUUAUGCUGUGCUUGUGUGAAAUAUGGUAACACCAACUAGAAAUAAAAUGUUUAAGACAUGGCGUAGAAUGUAGAUUUGUAUUGUAGUUUUGUAUAAUUACAUGCUUGUAGCCUUGUAAAGUAACACGGAUGAAAUGGCAUCCCACAAUUUGAUACAACGAAUCAUAGGACUUACGCCACUAUCGCAACGCUGUCGUCUGACGAUGCACCUGCUCUUGUAUUUCUCAAUUGCGAUAAACUUUUAUUUGCAAGUUGUUGUGCGUACCUUAGAAAAUGACUUAAUUGUCGCUCAAACAACUUAGACGCCAAAUUCGAAUAAAAGAUGAUCAAAUAUUUUUGAAAGUUAGUUUCAGUCAGAAAAUUAGUUGUAGUGUACAUGAUCUGAACGGCAUUGAAAUCUAUUUACACAUAAUGACAGUAUUUUAUAAAACGUGACAUGAUAAUAAUGUCAACGUGUGAUAAUGUCACAUUUCAUAUAUCGAUUUCCAGAACAGUGGCUUACCUAACAUCAUUUAAUUCGCAAGAAAGAAUACAAAAAAACCACAAUAUAUAGCUAACAAAAUGGGAGAAUACUAUGCGCAAUAAAGACAGACAGCAACGAGAGAGUUACUAGCCACUUUUGCAUAACUUCGCCCCUGUUGUCCACUAAUGUAGGUAUAUAAAACAGUGAAUACCCACUUAAAAAAUGUUAUAGCUAAAUUGUUUCUAUGAGAAACUGCAAAAAUGAUCUCAACUUGUCAUUUAAGUUUCUGUAGAUAAUCAUGUAGGUAUUGAGACCUCAAUGAAGUUAAUUUUUAAUUCCUCGUUUUGUACACAUUAGUGUAAAGUGAACAACACACUUGUCGUACCCUCAAAAUGACAAGAAUGAGUGCAGGUGGAAGAGACAGCGGUGAGUUCAUACUCCACCUAACAUGAGAUCAUAACAUCCCAAAGCACAAUUCCAAAACAUUUUUUGCUCUAACAAAGGUGCCUGUUUUAUACAAAAUGUAAAUAAGCCUACAUACUAAAGAUUAUUAUGAAAAAUCAAUGUCCUAUUGACGCACAAAACCAUAAUUUUUAUAGUCAGAUCUCUAGUCUCAUUAAUUUUUGAAUAAGCAUCGUUCAGCUAAGUGCAGAUUUUUACUCAUAGCUAAUUCAGUGAGGGCUUUGACCUUUUACUCUAUUGACGACGUAGAAAAACUACUGAAUUUCCUUUGACAGCUUUUCCAUUGCAAGAUUAUGUGUAUCGAGUAUUAGUAUAUUUUGACCAAAACCCUAAUAGCUACGAAUAUACGUAAUGAGACAUCGAAUUCAGAUUUUGAAAGGCUCUGCGCCAUAGUGCGCUAUAAUUUGAUAAACAAUAUUUUGCUCGCUAUGUGCUGUUCCGCCUAGUGCGGUUUCAUCUUUAAUGUUAAAGGAGUUCAGUAGUUUUGUAACACCGAUAAUGUAGCAAAACUAAGAAAUCAUUCUGUGAAUUACCUCAGUGGACUGUUUGUGAUAGAUUUAGCCAAUAAGUGUUCAAGUACGUGUAGAAAAAGUCAAUUCUUGUACUUUUGGCGUCCAUUUUGUUUUUUUUUUAUAAAGGCACGGUUUUGUUCGCAAUUUUCAAUACUUUGGUUUACCUACAUUUUGUUUCCAAAGGGCAAAAUUAAAUUUUAGUCAGUUAUUCCUACAUUUGACAUAUAGCGGAAUUUUCAACAAUCGUUGGAAAACCUCUUAAAAGUUAAUGUAAGAACGAAAAAGGAGGCGGCCGAACCUCUUAUAUGAGAAAAUACG